UUAAAGAUGAUUUUCUUUAGUUUAUAUCUUCAACAAAUUCAACAUAUGUUAAUAAAAUCUAAAAUGGCUUUAUUUAUAGAUAGGUAGUUUUCAAAAUUAUAUGUUGUCCAAAAACAAAAUUUGAUCCGUUAUUAUGAUUUCUUAACGAAAAUUCAUAUAUGAACUUUUGAAAGCGCAUUAGUUUCAUCUUCAGGCGAUGACUUUAGCUGCUACAAAGGCUCAUAAGGAACUAAAGUUGGAAAAUGAAGAGCUCAAACAUUUACUUUUGAAAUUGAUGUCAAAAUAUAAAACCUCAGAAAUUAAAAGGAACGUUUUGUUAAAGAGAAAUGCUCUGUUGAUUACUGAUAACAAGAAUCUGCACAUACAGCUCUUAGAAACGACCAAAAGUAAAACCCUAUCAGAGAAAGCAGUGGCAACGUAUCAAGAAGCCGUGAAAUUGUUGAAAAAUGAGUUAAAGGAGUUGAAGGCAGAAACAUCAAGCAGAGGUGAUCAGAUGGAUAAUACUAAAUCAACAGCUAAAUCUGACUUAAGUAGCCACAUGAUCACAAGCAAGCCGCUCCAACAAAUAGAAGAGAGUGAACAAUAUUUCGAAGUCAGCGAAGAGAGUCUACGCGAUGCACGAUCUUAUAGCUAUAAAUCUUACGAUAGCCCGCCGCAAUCUUGUGCUGGAACAUAUGUAAGUGAUGAUAUGAUGACUGACGCAGAAGUUCCCAGCCCUUCCAGUGGUUCCCAAAAGGACGAUUACGUGAUGUGCUCUGAAGUGGAAGCAUAUUAUCAAAUUCCUGAAAAAAAUUUAGGUAACCGCCAAGAAGAUUUCAGCAAUGACAUUACUAGCAAUAAAACAGAAUCAUUAGUGUCUGAUGAACCCAAAACUGAGGAGAAAGACCCAUUUGAACUGAAAAGGGACAGGCUAUGGGCUCAAAUUAAGGAAUUGAGAGAAAUGGCUAAGGUAACAGAUGAAGAACUACAAACGAGGAGGUUUGCUGUUGCGGCGAAAGCUGAAAUGAUACAGAACAUCCAUGAAGAGAUAAAAAGAAUGCAAACUCUAAUUUCUUUAGCGAAAUAAUAAAGAUGUAUAAAUGAAACAAUAUUGGUUAUAUCUCAGAGGAUAUUAUACCACUCAUACAUCUAAUCGUUACGUAAUUAAUAAUUAAGUUAUCAUUACUUAACAUAUUAGUUCAAAUAUGAGAUAGAGAAUGAGAAAAAAAAAAUGUUUACGGGAAAAGGUCAAUUAAACGAUCUCCACAUUCAUCGUAAUGAAGAAUGUUAGAUCGCAAGGCUCGUGUAAAACUGAAGAUUUUCCUACCGUAAUGAUGUCCACUGCGUUAAAUCCAACUUAUUAACGAGAUCAUUAUAGAUUUUUUUUUCCAGAAUUCUUUAAAAUAGUCUGGAUCACAACACUAAUAUCAGAUAUGAAAAAUGACUCUAAUCGAAAAAAGUAAAGUAAACGAAUAAAACAAGUUGAUUUACAUAUA
This is a messenger RNA of Nezara viridula (southern green stink bug), 1475 nucleotides long. Lineage: Eukaryota; Metazoa; Arthropoda; Insecta; Hemiptera; Pentatomidae. The record is from the annotation of a GenBank genome assembly.